Messenger RNA from Thalassophryne amazonica, 3602 nucleotides. RefSeq names its product CSE1 chromosome segregation 1-like (yeast) (gene cse1l). NCBI's taxonomy places the organism in Eukaryota, Metazoa, Chordata, Actinopteri, Batrachoidiformes, Batrachoididae. Gene Ontology annotation, molecular function: small GTPase binding; nuclear export signal receptor activity. The transcript is spliced from 24 exons. The record is from RefSeq and is a predicted model, not a curated record. Gene Ontology annotation, biological process: protein export from nucleus; protein import into nucleus. Gene Ontology annotation, cellular component: nuclear envelope; cytosol. Bases 1 to 2916 code for a protein of 971 amino acids.
AUGGAUUUGAAUGACUCCAACCUUCAAACUCUCACAGAGUUUCUCAGGAAAACACUGGACCCUGAUCCAGCAGUCAGACGUCCAGCUGAGAAGUUUCUUGAAUCUGUUGAGGCAAACCAGAACUACCCAGUAUUACUUCUGACGUUGCUGGAGAAAUCCCAGGACAAUGUGAUUCGAGUCUGUGCUGCUGUCACAUUCAAGAACUACAUCAAAAGGAACUGGCGUAUAGUUGAAGAUGAACCAAAUAAAAUCUCUGAACCAGACCGAACAGCAAUCAAAGGGAACAUUGUAAAUCUGAUGCUUAGCAGCCCGGAACAGAUUCAGAAACAGCUGAGUGAUGCUAUCAGCAUCAUUGGAAGGGAAGACUUUCCUCAAAAGUGGCCAGACCUUCUAACAGAGAUGGUGACCCGUUUCAGAAGUGGAGACUUCCAUAUAAUCAAUGGAGUGCUGCACACAGCACAUUCCCUCUUUAAAAGGUAUCGCCAUGAGUUUAAGUCCAAUGAGCUUUGGACAGAGAUCAAACUUGUUCUGGACACAUUUGCCUUCCCCCUGACAGAGCUAUUCAAGGCCACUAUUGGAUUGUGUAAGACUCAUGCAACAGAUGUCAGUGCUUUGAAGGUUCUCUUCUCUUCUCUCACACUCAUCUCCAAGCUUUUCUACAGUCUUAACUUCCAGGACCUUCCAGAGUUUUUUGAAGACAACAUGGAAGCUUGGAUGACAAAUUUCCACGGCCUACUGACUUUGGAUAAUAAACUCUUACAAACAGAUGAUGAGGAGGAAGCAGGUUUGCUGGAGCUGCUGAAGUCUCAGAUCUGUGACAAUGUUGCACUGUACGCUCAGAAGUACGAUGAGGAAUUCCAGCCGUAUCUGCCUCUCUUCGUCACUGCUAUCUGGAAUCUUUUAAUUUCCACAGGCCAAGAAGUAAAGUAUGAUCUGCUUGUCAGCAAUGCUAUCCAGUUCUUGGCAUCAGUGUGUGAAAGGCCACAUUACAAGCAUCUGUUUGAGGAUCAGAGUACGCUCACUAGCAUUUGUGAGAAGGUCAUUUUGCCCAACAUGGAAUUCAGGAGUGCAGAUGAGGAGGCCUUUGAAGAUAACUCUGAAGAAUAUAUCCGGAGAGAUCUAGAAGGAUCUGACAUUGACACUCGCCGUCGGGCAGCGUGUGACUUGGUGAGAGGCCUGUGCAAAUUUUUCGAGGGUCCUGUCACAGCCAUCUUCUCGGCUUAUGUAAAUUCAAUGUUAUCUGAAUAUGCCAAAAAUCCUCGAGAGAACUGGAAGCACAAAGAUGCUGCUAUCUAUUUGGUCACAUCACUGGCAUCUAAAGCCCAGACACAAAAGCAUGGAAUAACACAAGCCAAUGAGUUGGUAAAUCUUACAGAGUUCUUUGUGAACCACAUUCUCCCAGAUUUAAAAUCUUCCAAUGUUAAUGAAUUUCCAGUGCUGAAGGCAGAUGCCAUUAAGUAUGUCAUGAUCUUCAGAAGCCAGCUCCCUAAGGAGCAGCUACUGCAGGCUGUUCCUCUAUUAAUAACUCACCUGCAAGCAGAGAGCACAGUGGAGCACACGUACGCUGCCCAUGCUCUGGAGAGGCUCUUCACAAUGCGAGGCACGGACAACUCUUCUCUUAUCACUGCUACAGAGAUGGCACCCUAUACAGAGCAGCUACUGAACAACUUGUUUAAAGCAUUGGCUCUCCCUGGGUCUUCAGAAAAUGAAUAUAUCAUGAAAGCCAUUAUGCGCAGCUUCUCUCUCCUGCAGGUGUCCAUUGUUCCCUACAUUCCCACUCUGAUUGGUCAACUCACACAUAAGCUUCUUUUAGUGAGCAAGAAUCCCAGCAAACCACACUUUAACCACUACCUGUUUGAGUCUUUGUGCCUGUCGGUGCGGAUUACCUGCAAGGCCAACCCCACCACUGUUGGCAGCUUUGAAGAAGCUCUUUUCCCUGUUUUCACAGAAAUCCUUCAAAAUGAUGUUCAAGAGUUUCUUCCAUACGUGUUCCAGGUGAUGUCUCUCCUCCUGGAGAUGCACGCCAAGUCUAUUCCGUCAUCCUACAUGGCUUUAUUCCCUCACCUGCUGCAGCCUGUGUUGUGGGAGCGUGCAGGAAACAUCCCUCCUUUGGUUCGCCUGCUUCAGGCCUACCUGGAGAAGGGAGGUGCCAACAUUGCUAGCUCUGCUGUUGAUAAAAUACCGGGUAUGCUCGGAGUCUUUCAAAAACUUAUUGCCUCCAAGGCCAAUGACCACCAAGGCUUUUAUCUGCUCAAUAGUAUCAUAGAGCACAUGCCCCCAGAAUCUAUCACUCAGUACAGGAAACAAAUCUUCAUUCUGCUCUUCCAGAGACUACAAAACUCCAAAACCACAAAGUUCAUCAAGAGUUUUCUAGUGUUUGUCAAUUUGUAUUGUGUCAAAUAUGGUGCUAUUGCACUCCAGGAGAUGUUUGACGGCAUCCAACCAAAGAUGUUUGGUAUGGUGUUGGAGAAAAUAGUUAUUCCAGAGAUUCAGAAGGUCUCUGGCUCAGUUGAAAAGAAGAUCUGUGCUGUUGGUAUCACAAAAAUCCUGACUGAAUGCCCUGCGAUGAUGGACACGGAGUACACCAAACUCUGGACUCCCCUGCUACAGGCCCUCAUUGGACUGUUUGAGUUACCAGAAGAUGACAGUAUCCCAGAUGACGAGCACUUCAUUGAUAUUGAAGACACACCGGGUUAUCAGACUGCAUUCUCUCAGUUGGCGUUUGCUGGGAAGAAAGAGCAUGAUCCUAUUGGAGAAACAGUGGGCAAUCCUAAAAUCCUGCUGGCCCAGUCACUCUAUAAGCUCUCAACUGCCUGUCCAGGAAGGGUUCCAUCCAUGCUGAGUAGCAGUCUGAAUGCAGAAGCACUACAGUUCUUGCAGAGCUACUUGCAGGCUGCCACUGUGCAGCUGGUCUGAUGACAUGCUCAUGUCUGUUCAGUUCCCUCAGAAGAUCUCGAUGCUCUUCAGCAGAAGCCACAGUGGCUCCAUGUUGUCAAGGAGACCUGUUUCAACUGAACUUGAGAUUUUGCAAAUAUGUUUGAUUAAAACAGAUUUUUCACCGUAGUGAAAGUUCUGCCUGAGAUGAGGGUGAACUUCUCCAGUGGACAUUUUAACGGGUUUUUAAUCGCAUCACCAACCGUUAACAUAACUGAAUCAGGUUUUAUGUUUUGGCUCCUUCCUGGCUGUGUGGAAACAGCAAAUUGAGAAGUUUGCUUUAAUAAGAAUGUGGAUAUAAUGUUAUACUACAUUUCUGAAUCAGUUUUUGUGUUUUGGCUCCUUGCUGGCUGUGUGGAAACGGCAAAUUGAGAAGUUUGCUUUAAUAAGAAUGUGGAUAUAAUGUUAUACUACAUUUAUCAGUAAAAGUCAUAGCAGAAGUACAUUUCAGCAGUAUUGUGGAAAACUGAACAUCUGAGUCAAACAGAAGGGAUAUCUUUUAUUCUUUUUUUUUUUUUUUUUUUUUGUAUGUUUGUAUUCUUUUUUCAUUCAUGGAAACCUAUAACCUGCUUCCAAACUAAUUUUUUUCUGUUGCAUGUCAGUUGUAGUUUUGUCUGUUUCUCCACUGUUUCUUAAUGUGAAUAAAAUGGCACUUGUAUAGAGCUGUU